Adineta ricciae is the source of this 6003-nucleotide messenger RNA. NCBI's taxonomy places the organism in Eukaryota, Metazoa, Rotifera, Eurotatoria, Adinetida, Adinetidae. The record is from the annotation of a GenBank genome assembly.
AUGAGUUUGGAUGAUAAUUGGGCUUCAGAAGCAGAUAAUCGAUAUGAUAAUUUUAUAAAAGCUAUUGACAGAGUUUUGAGACAAUUCGAACGUUCGUCUGAAUGGACCGAUUUGAUAUCAAUUUUAACUGCAGUUAAACAAACACUCCUAGGAAAUUGCGCACAAUGUGCAUUUAUACCCAAACGUCUAACUCUUACCAAGCGUCUUGCUCAAUGUCUCCAUCCAGCCUUGCCAUCCGGUGUUCAUAUAAAAACUCUCGAAAUCUAUACGAUUAUCUUUGAUAUGAUCGAUAGAGUUCAGUUACAACGCGAUAUUCUCUUGUAUUCGUAUGGACUGUUUCCUUUGUUACCAGUUGCAGCAUUAACUGUAAGACCAGUUCUGUUAACAUUGUAUGAGAAAUACUUUUUGCCGCUUGAUGAAGCAUUGAAUCCGAUUUUAACAGGAUUUCUAAUUGGAUUGCUUUCAGCGUUAGAAGAAAAUGGAGAUUUCUAUGAUCGUAUUAUCCGAUUAUUGGAUAAUUUAGCGAAUCGUAUCGAUGAAAUGUAUUUUUAUACAUGCAUAUGGUCAGCUGUACAUUCAGUGUCAACAGUUCGUUACUCUGCGAUCAAAUAUAUUUUUAAACAUUUCAGCAAAAGACAAAGUCUCAAAGAUCAAACCUAUUUGAUCGGCUUAUCAAUUGACACAAUGGUCUCUGCAGUUUGUAUCUGCCUUUAUGACAAUGAACAACCGUUGGUUCAGCGUUCUAUGCUCGAUUUUCUCCUUAUAUGUUUACCAUUGCAUAUAGAUCUUUUGACCAAAGGUAAUAUGAUCAAGAUCAUUACGAUGACAUUUCAUAUUCUAUUAAAACGUGACGCAGCAUUGAAUCGAAGAAUUUAUAGUUGGUUUGUUGGUACGAAUGAAGCACAUGUAGAUACGAAUAGUCUAUUGACUUCAUCGAGCUAUUUCAAUAUGUAUACGCGAGAAAUUUUAAUAGAAUCACUGAAAUACUUAUUGAAUAUGGUAUCGAGCAAGUAUUUAGUAGACAGUAACAAAUCAUCUGAUGAAAAUGAUGAGAAGCUGGAAAUAUCGUCAAUGUGGACUCUAACAAAAGUCAUUCGAGUGCUUCUCGUGCUCGUGGAAAAGGACGAUGUAGGACCGGAGAUCAUCGAGUUCAUAUUCAUGCAUUACCUGCGAACAAUUUAUCAACAAGCAUACUGUCCGUCAAAGAGAAAGGAGAAAGAAAAUGCUUAUGUUGAAACUUUCAAAACAUUCAGUACAUUACUUGAUACAUUGGAACCGUAUUUUAUCUGUGAAGAACUAACGAAAAGUUUCGAGAUGAUUGUUAAUCAACAAAAAGAUGAAAGAUGUCUCGACGGUGAUACAACAGUCGAACAAAUCUGCGGUAUUACUGAUAUGUUACUGGAGAUCUUCUCGGCUGAAUCAUUCGCCGAUAUUCAAUCGGAAUAUUUGGUAGAAAUGUUCGAACGUUUCAUGACUGUUAUAAAUACGAACAUGAAAAUGUUAACAACUGAUCAAAUUGUAGCAUGCGUUGGAAUUCUACUGAAACUUCUUCGAAUUCUGAAUUCAGUGGCUCCUUCGAAAGAAACUCUUGACAGUGACAUGGAAGAGGAAACAGAGCAAUUGACUUACCAUAAUAAUGAAUAUUCGACUGAUAUUUACGAUAAGUUAUUACGGACGGACAGUGUGGGCAACUUACAAAAUCCUGAGUUGGAAGGCAAAGAAGAAAAUUUGGAUGAUAUCGAACAACUACUUCGUGAAAUGAUACGGAAAAUCGAGAAGAAAAUGUUGAAAUCGAAUAAUUUUUCAUCGAUAAGAAAACAAAUUCCUUCACUAGUUCACAUAGACAAUUCAAUACGUUUAUAUAAAACUCUUUUUCAUCAGUUCAUCACCACAUAUAUCAUUUAUCAAAACGAAAUAUCAAUGAUCGAUCGAUUUCAAACACUUUACUCCGUUAUUCGAAACAAAACCAACGAGAUAUUCAAAUUAGAUCUAAAUCCCGAUGUUGACAACUAUCAACUGGCGUUUGAUCUUCAUUGCAAAUUACUGCUUGAAUUCUGUUGUGUUCUUCCGAAACAAACGGUAUCGAUGGAAAAUGCUUCGCUCACUCAAUUCGAAGAUUGGCUUAUAGAUUUAAUCAUUCUUGCAUUCUGUCAAACCCCAUUACAAGCCAAAGCAACAUCGGUGUUAAUCGAGAUUUGCAGCCAUAGUUUAAAUAAUCAUCAUCUUUGUUCGUUCGAACAAGUUUUAUUUCUACUGAAUGAAACGGAGGUUUUUCGGUACAUCGUUGCAUAUCUCUGGGAAUAUUUGAGUGAAAAAUGUUCGCGAGAAUGCAAAUAUCGAGCAUCGUGUAACUUAUCGUCGCUUCAUUCAAUGUUACCCAACGAUCUAUGUGAAGAUUAUAUUUUGAAAAAUUUGGAAGAAUCAACUUCAGAAUGGGAAGUUCUGGAAAAAUAUAAACGAUUUUUCCAAUUAUGGAAUUCAACUCGCGAUCGAUUAAGUAGACCUUUUCAAUCUUGUUUAGUUCAUGUGUUAAGUAGGUUGAAUGAAUCGAAAGAUUCGUGUUUAAAAUCGUUGAUUCAACAGUGGAUUUACGAUUGUUUUGUUCAUGGUGAUAUAUAUCGUUUUUUCGAUAUAUGCAUGAUGCAACUUCUCGAUGUUGACACAACACGUCGGGAGAUUCAUCGUGUCGACUGGAUUGUAAUUGAGGCAGAUUCAGGUAACAAUUCGGAUGAGAUUCAGUUCGUUUUACCGGUGGAUGCUGAUGAUAAUGAUGAUAGUGACUAUACAGAAACCGAUGAUGACAAACGAAUGCGCGCAAUUAGUUGUAUCAAUCCCGGUGAACCGCUUUCACAAGUUCGCUCAUCGCCUCAGUCGAUAAAGUUUCCGUCAUUUUCAAGUCUUUCUCCUUCCAUUUUUUCCAAUAUCCUUUCACUAUCAACAAAACCACGUACACCCACACUAUCUCCCAGUGCAUUGCUCAACAGCUCGUAUCAAACACAAUCCGUUCCGACAAGCAGCACCAUUUCCGAAGACAUUUCACAACUCAUAAGUUCUCCCUAUGAUUACAUUUUAUUCUACAAUGAGACUUACGAUUUCGAACGCAUCAUCUCAUCGUUGAACAUCAUCGAAAAUCUACUUAAUCUAAUUUCUGAUCAACUUGUUCAAUAUCUAUUGAGAACAUCAAGCAUUCAAUCAGCAUCGAUGAAUAUGCACAAUAAACAAAUGCAUGAAUUGUAUCGAAAGCAGAUGGAUUUAAUUGUUGGAAAAGACUUCGAUCUAUCAACAGAAGAACAUCAAUCAUAUUUGUAUGUUCUACUCAAUAUUCUUCUCAUGUUUACGUAUAGCUAUCAAGAAAAACGUCAAGAUAUUCAGGAGAAUCAUCGAGUGCAAGUGCGCUGUUUGAUUCUUCUUGCGCGUGUAUGUCAUCAUUUAUCAUCGAUAUGUAUGGAAAAUGGAGAUUUAUCAACUUAUGUGGUUAGUUUAAUGAAAAAGAUUGCCUUUCAAAAAAUUAUUCUAUGUUUAUUCAAUCGAAUCAUCAAUCCAAGCAGCCAUUUUUCACCGUUUAAAACAAUCUACGAUUUGAAUAAUCAAGUUUUACACGAACAAUCAAUCAAACAAUAUUUAAAACACUUAGUUCAAUUAUUAGAAGAAUUAAUUCUUCUAGAAAACAUAAUUUUUCAUACAGAUAUCAAUCUAAUUCAACAAUUCAUUGUUAAUCAAGAGCUUUUCAUCUCCACUAUUUUACAAUAUUUGAAACAAAUACAUUCCAUCGAAAAUCAUCGAUAUAUCAUUAGUUUAGUCGUUAGAAUACUACCUCACUGUGGUACAGCAUUGAAAUUGAUCAGUACGCGAGUAAUCGGGCAAAUGUGUCAGAAUUUAUGUUUCGUUGCCCAAUACCAUAGUCAGCAGGAUGCGAAAAUCAAAUUCGAGAAUUUAGUAACAUUUGAUACACUAGAGUAUAUCAUUCAUUUGAUCGAACGUCUUUCAUUUAUUUGUAAUUAUUGUCUUGGUACGAGCACAAAUCAGUUACAACAUUUCACUCCAAUAUUGUGUCCUGAACAUUGGACAAAACGAUUAUCGAUCACUGCAAUUGACUUUUCCGAUGCUCGUCGAUUGAUUUUCAAAAAACUAUCACUGAUCCUUCCUGUCCUUGCAUUUGUAUGGAAAACUAUUGGUGUUGGUCAAACAAAUUCCAUAUGGGUUGAAACACGUCUCAAACAAAUACAUGAAGCAAUCGUUGAAUUAGUCUCUUCAUUCACGAAAGCAAAUGGAACUAUAUUUAUGCGAACAGUUGCACAAUAUUGGGGCGAAGGCAAGCCGAUCAAAGACAUUACUAUCGAAAAACAAACUUUGAUUAGUAUUCUUAUAAAUAUCAAUAAUUUAACCAUUAAUGAUAUGAUUUAUUAUAUGAAUGAACUUCUUUUGCAAAACUCAUUUGUGGUCAAUGAAAAAAAAAAGCCGAAUUAUGUUGUUUGGUGCUUACAGUUUCUGUUAACUUAUUUUGAGCAACAAAAAAAUCUUUCGAAUGAUUAUUGGCCACGGUUAGCAGCAAUGCUGAAAGAGUGUCUGUCGUUCUCCAUGUCAUCAUUAAGUGCAUCCUUAAUCAUCAAAAUAUUGAGUUAUUUCGUCAAACAAUCGCCUGUCUUUGUAGAAAAACGUGACAUCAGAGAUUUUCAGGACAUAACGAUGAAGGUUUUGGAGUAUUGUAAUACAACAGUGGCUUCGUCACUUAAGCAAACAGCUUGGUUGCGGAAAAAUCGACAAGUACGUGUGACACAAAGCGAGCUAGACAACACGAAGCAAGCAAUCAGCGAGUCAUCCUACGAAACUGAUAGUGAAAGUCCAGUUUUAGAUAUCGAUGAUACAUCUCAAUCGAAAAAGGCCAGUUUGAACGCAUUGACUAUCCUCGCUGAACAUGCCGCAAAAUUACUUGACGUCACCUACAAUCUAACGGAGGAUAAAGAUCGUGUUGUAUUACCUUAUCUACAAAAUCUGAUACCCAAUAUCAUGCCGUACAUUCGUACACAUGCCGUAGCAAAUAUGUUAUCUAAUAGAGCAGCAUCAACUUUACUGAUGAACAUAGCACAAUAUCCUUAUACAAGAAAAACAUGGAAAAAAGACGUCGUCGAAUACUUUUUCAAUGCGGAAUUUUUUCAAGUGGAAAUAUCUACGUUACGUUUAUGGAAAUGUAUUAUCGAUAAGUUAAUCGCUGAGGGCAAAUCAACAUUUCGCGAAGUGCUCAAUCGUAUUCAUACAGUGCAAACCGGUUUACGUGUUUCAAAAGAACAAGAGUACGAACAACGUGCCAUGCUUAUCAAACGUUUUGCUUUUAUCCUUUACGCAUCGGAAAAGGAUCAGUAUCAUCAAUAUUUACCGGAAAUACUUACACGUAUUGAAGAUCUACAAAAACUAUCACAAAUGCCUAUCUUACAAACACAGUUAUUCCUUUUAUUACGUGUUUUACUGAUCCGUAUAUCCAGUAGAUACUUAGUUUCAUUCUGGCCAAUUAUUAUAUCGGAAUUGAUUCAUAUUCUAUUAAAGAUCGAACAAGAUCUUACAUCAGAUGUUCAAGAAGGCGUUAGAUCAUCGGCUUCACGAUUACCAACGAGUGAUUCAGCCUCAUUGACUCUUUAUUUAUACGCAUGUAAACUCCUCGAUAUUCUCUUGACAAUUCCUCCAUCAGAACUAUAUCACUUUCAAUUAUUUCGAUCGGCAUUCGUCGAUGAUUAUAAUUUGAAUAAUCAAGUGCUAUCGUCUGAUACAUUCACAACUUUUUCCAUUCGCAUCUCGAAAUUAUUUGACGGAAAGUGUCAAUCUUUGCCAAUCAGCAAUACACCUACUUGUCCGUAUCUUCGUUUACAAACAAUCACUACUAUAAACGAAUUGAGGCCAUUUUUCCAUUAUUUAUCCACCAUUUACCUUCAUGAUACUUCGCAUGGAAAAGCUGAUCAGAUUGAAUUUAGUGUGCUCGAAGAUUUUGUUGAACCGUGCAAUCAACUGUAA